AAGCACCAACAAACGAGUUUUCCUAGCGUAGUUUGCUCCUCUAGUGAAACAUUCCGAAAGUUUUCAAUAUGGAUUACAGCCGUCGUGUUGAUAUGGUAACGGUGUACCAAGAGCCAGCCUGCUACCGUCCACCGAAUACCUUGGUGGAGUUGGCAAAGGACACCGAAUACCCGAACAUGAACUCAAUACAGUACCGAAAAACUCCGGCCGUGGAGGUGCCGGAAGCAAAGCUAUGUCCGUUUUUCGAUCAUGUAGCUGCGAACGGUGCGGGCCAUGUAAUAGUGGCAGGAAACCAGUACACAAGCCGCCAGUGGGGUAGUAAAAUAUGCGGCUGGGAAUUACCCGCUGAUGUCCCGCGAGAAGAUAAGGUGUCCUUUUUCCUGCGCAACGAGGCAUCAGUAACGGCACUUUGCUACACCAAGGACAAUGAGCUGUUCCUGCAAGCAAAUGAUAGGGGAUCGAUUGAACUCUGGUCGACUGGUAAUCCGGUUCGUGGGCCAGGAUAUUCCCUCUAUCAGGUGGACAAACGGAACGAGCACAUUGGUGCGGUUACCGUGCUGGACAUUUUCCGCGGCGAAGAUCGGCAUGCCAUUUCCGGUUCGACCGACGGUUGCCUGAAGCUGUGGGAUUACAGCGAGGGAGAUUUACAUUCGACGACCACAAUGCAUCAUGCUCAUUCGGGACCAAUUUCCGAUGUGGCCACCGACAGUACCCAGUCCUCCCUGGCGGUUAGUUGUUCCCGAGACCGGUCGGCGCUACUGUGGGACUUUCGCGAGACGAAACCGGCUACCGCACUGUAUGAAAAGCACGAUGCAGCCUUCACUGUCAUCCGGUGGACGGACGAGGCGAACUGGAAGCGACUGGUGGCGAUCGGGGAUGAGGCGGGCCGUGUUUUCUUCAUCGAUGUCCGGCAGCCAAACGUGUUCCUUGAGACGAUCGACUGUUUCGACCGGAAGGUGCACAAAUUGUCCUUCCAAGGGAAACAUUUUGCCGUGCUGGGAAAUACACAGGAGGCUAAAUUCUUCGAUGAAAAUUCCAAACAAAUCCAUGUGGAAAAGAGUGCCUCUAACUAUGUGCGGGAUAUUGUGUGGGAUCAAAACUCCGCCGAUAAGACUGUGUGCUGCUGGCUCGUUGGAUGGGAUAGUUACUUUAAAUCGGUUGUCAUAGAAUUGGAUACGCUGAUCUAAUCACCUUUAAACAUUGAAUGAAUCGGAUGGUAAGUUUCUCAAGUUCAAACAAAAAACAAAGUGUGAAUUUUGGAUUAGGAUAGGUUUUUGCUACUAUAAUUUUUGCGUACAUUAUGGUGAUUUGAAAGAGGGUGUUCAGCUUUCAUAACAUGUUUUUUAAUAACUUAGCCG
Anopheles coustani is the source of this 1358-nucleotide messenger RNA. Its product is annotated as protein valois. The record is from RefSeq and is a predicted model, not a curated record. Bases 69 to 1187 code for a protein of 372 amino acids. Lineage: Eukaryota; Metazoa; Arthropoda; Insecta; Diptera; Culicidae. Gene Ontology annotation, biological process: oocyte axis specification. Gene Ontology annotation, molecular function: protein binding. The transcript has 3 exons. Gene Ontology annotation, cellular component: methylosome.